Drosophila sechellia is the source of this 3519-nucleotide messenger RNA. RefSeq names its product transcription factor Mitf (gene Mitf). Gene Ontology annotation, molecular function: DNA-binding transcription factor activity, RNA polymerase II-specific; RNA polymerase II cis-regulatory region sequence-specific DNA binding; protein dimerization activity. The record is from RefSeq and is a predicted model, not a curated record. The transcript has 10 exons. Gene Ontology annotation, biological process: regulation of transcription by RNA polymerase II. Gene Ontology annotation, cellular component: nucleus. The coding region runs from base 164 to 2836 and encodes 890 amino acids. NCBI's taxonomy places the organism in Eukaryota, Metazoa, Arthropoda, Insecta, Diptera, Drosophilidae.
GGUAUUCAUUAGUAGGUCCGAAUCUGUAACUGCUAUGAGGCGAAUUUAUGUGAACUUCAGAAUUAGUAAAAAAUAAAAAUUGUUCUAUGUUUAUUGUUAGUUGGAUGUAUGCAAUUUCUAAAGUAUAAAAAAUUAGUACUUGAAUCGUUAUUUAAUCGCAAAUAUGACGGAAUCUGGAAUUGAUUUGGGCUUUGAUAUGGAGUUUGAUCUAAAUAUAAGCUUGUUGAAUGAUAACGAAAAUAUGGAUUUCUUACCAAAUGUUACUGAGAAUAUGGAGUUCUAUGAAUUGAAAUCAUCAUCACGCUGUUUACGGCAUAAUGAAAUCAAACAGAAUAUAUCAAGCUCAGUAGACGGAAAAAAGACGGACAAAGUUUCAACCAUGAGAAAAAAAAAUUCAACAAAAGUUGAAAUGGAGAAAAAAGAAACGCUUUUGCCGAUUACAGAAAUGCGUGCUCUGGGAUUUCAAGAUUUCCUUAAGCGCGUACAGACGUUACAAAUGUCGCACAACGAAAGUCACGAUUUAGUCAAUGGACCAAAUAUCUGCAGUUCCAUGGAUAUUGAAGUCGGGGAAGAACCUCCUACGACAUCUUUUACCGAUAACAUAGAUAAAGCGUGUCCUUCACAAGUUCUGCGAUCAUCUGAUUGUGAUUGUGUGCCACUUUGUAUGACAAAUAUUCGUGUAACAGUUGGUAUUGACAAAGACUUAGAAAUGAUUCUUGAAAUGGAUCCGAGUAUUGUAGAUUUGGGUGAUAUUGCUGAAACUGCAGAGCCGCGCAUAGUGGGCUUACCUCCACUUCCGGGUGGACCUACAUUUAAAACUGCUACUCCCACUUCACGAACACAACUAAAACUGCAGCUACAACGGGAACAACAGCAACAAAUGAUGAUACAACAACAGACUCUAGACACUGCUAUGGACCCAAAAAUGCACCUAUUGUUUGGCAGUGGGCAGGGGCUCAUGGAAUCGGAAUUCAUUGACAGCGGUAGUACCAGUGCUUGUGGCAGCGGGUCAUCCAGUUUAGAACAAAUGUCUCAGUUAGUGCAAAUGGACAAUUUAAUUGAAUCGUCAAGUGGAGCCAAGCUUAAAGUUCCUCUUCAAAGUAUAGGAGUAGAUGUGCCGCCCCAAGUGCUGCAGGUCAGUACAGUGCUUGAAAACCCCACAAGGUAUCACGUUAUCCAAAAGCAAAAGAAUCAAGUGAGACAAUAUCUCAGUGAAUCCUUUAAGCCGUCUAUAUGGGGCAGUCAUACCAGCGAAAUAAAAUUAGCAAAUAAUUCGGUGUCAACGGUAAAUCUUCAAAAUUCAUCUUUACAGAAAGAUAUUUGCGACCCAUUGGAGCGUACAAACCGAUUUGGAUGCGAUUCGGCUGUGAGUGCUAAAAGAAUUAUGCCUUCCGAUGACGCAAUGCCAAUUUCCCCAUUCGGUGGUAGUUUUGUACGAUGUGAUGACAUAAAUCCAAUUGAGCCAACUAUAUUAGGACCUAAUAAUCAUGGUUCUGGGGAACCAGAAAAUGCACAUAGAACCGCCCAGUUGGGACUUAUUAAAGCUAAUUCAAGCCUAAGCUCAACGCGUUCUUCUUCAGGGAUUGUUAAUUCAAUUCGAAUUUCCAGUACAUCAAGUUCGUUACAGUCUACCUCAGCUCCUAUUUCGCCGAGCGUAAGUUCGGUUGCAACGAGUGUCUCUGAGCUACCAUCAUUCGACAGCGAUCCAGAUGACAUCUUUGAUGAUAUUUUACAAAAUGACUCUUUUAACUUUGAUAAAAACUUCAACUCUGAGCUUUCAAUUAAACAGGAACCUCAAAAUUUAACUGAUGCUGAAAUGAAUGCCCUAGCCAAGGACAGGCAAAAGAAAGACAACCACAAUAUGAUUGAGCGAAGGCGACGCUUUAAUAUAAAUGACAGAAUAAAAGAGCUUGGUACCCUUUUGCCAAAGGGCAGUGAUGCUUUUUACGAAGUGGUUCGAGAUAUUCGUCCAAAUAAGGGGACAAUAUUGAAGUCCUCUGUUGACUACAUUAAAUGCUUGAAACAUGAAGUGACUCGCUUAAGACAAAAUGAGUUACGUCAACGUCAAGUAGAGUUACAAAAUAGAAAGCUCAUGUCUCGAAUAAAAGAAUUGGAAAUGCAGGCCAAGUCCCAUGGAAUUACGUUAUCAGAAAACCACUUAACAUCACUAUCAGCGCCUACUCAACCUUAUCUUAAAAGUUUUAGCCUGUCGCCUACUGCUUCUCGGAGUCGUCGAUCACUAUUUGACAAACCUGUUGAAAAAAAAAUACAAGUUAUUGAUGGUGUCGAUGGAAAUAUAAGAAUGAAUCAGAUUGACGAGUUUAUGGAUGAUUGCAAGUAUGCAGUCCAAAGCGGCGAUCCGAUGUUGUCCUCGCAUAGUCACAUGGAAUCCGCGCCACAAUCACCGAGUUCAAAACAAUUGAAUAGUGCAAGUUUUGAACCAAAGAAUUUUUCGGAGGCUGAUGAAAGCCUUUUUAGAGGCAAAUCAAGUUUAGCAUCAGGUGACUGUUGCGGUAUUAGUUGCAGUACUUCGUGCUAUAUUCAACACCAAUUGCCAUCGCGUGAUGGCUAUCCAAAUCAUUCUCACCACACGGGUAUACGAGAAAUUCGUAGUUUGUCUGAUUCGGCUCAGAACUCAGAGUUUAGUAGGCUUGAGCAUUGCGAUGAUCCACUUCUCUCAUCUUCCCAUAGGUCACUUGGCACAGUAGACGAAGAUCAACAUAAUUCAGUUGAUAUGUCCGCAGUCAUGGUACAUGACUCCCUAUCCGCUUUGGUAGAUGACAACAAUAGCGAAACAAUGGUUCUUGCAUCUGACACAUUGGAUAUUGAGUUAUAAAUGAUCAAGUUGUGAAAAUUCGAUAUAAUUUUUUGGAGGAAUUAUGUUAAAUUCUACAAGGCUUAAAAGGUCAUAUCCUUUACAGUUUGUCAAACUCAGUGAACUUAAAAUAACAUGCGCUGUUAUAUGUGUAGACCGUUUAUUUCAAUUCAUACUAUUGAUUCACUGAACAUUACGUUUACAAAUGUAUUAUGAUAAAAUCGACUUAACGCUAUCUAUGUAUAAACGGUAUAACCAAUCACCAUAUUAAAUUUGUUACCUUAGUUUUAGUAAAUGGAAACUGUUAGACUGUGACGAAACAAAUAUAUGUAUCAACACUUACUUCCAAGAACUACAUAGGCACAAACAAAAUAUACCGAUGAGAGAAAAGAAAUUUUAAGUUUUUAAGUUAUUGUGGAUCUUUUGAUAAGAUUUGUUAUUUUCAGCUCAUAUGAUUUGAAAAAAAAAAAACGCAAUAAAAAUGGUCAAAAAUUACACCAUUUUACCAUUAAUCUUAAUCAUCAGGUAUAAUUUCAGAGCGCCUUCCUAUUCAAAUAAGGAGUUGUGAUAAUUGUGUGUAUUAACAUUGACAAAUGUUUUAUGUAUAAAAUAAGUAAAAGAUUCCUUAAAUAUUGAAUAUAUUAAUUUUGUUCGGCUUAAUAUAUACUACCAAAAUUUGAAUAAAAUGACUAGUGCUUAUCCCA